This is a messenger RNA of Dissoconium aciculare CBS 342.82, 480 nucleotides long. Its product is annotated as NAD(P)-binding protein. The record is from RefSeq and is a predicted model, not a curated record. NCBI's taxonomy places the organism in Eukaryota, Fungi, Ascomycota, Dothideomycetes, Mycosphaerellales, Dissoconiaceae. The transcript has a single exon. Bases 1 to 480 code for a protein of 159 amino acids.
AUGGCCACCGACAUACGCGCUGCAGCAAAGACAUUCUUCUCGGCCAAGCAAUUCGCAGUUGCCGGUGCAUCCUCGAACACUGCAAAGUUUGGCUACAAGAUCUUCGUCUGGUACUUGGACCAUGGCCUGACAGCAAUUCCGCUGAAUCCCACAGCAUCCAGUGUCGCGGUCGGCCAAGAAGAGUUCGAUACUGUCGCUUCUCCCUCAAAGCUUACGGACCCUACCAACACCAGCCUGUCUAUCAUUACUCCGCCUGCGGUCACUGCGAAGCUCCUAGAAGAAGCCAAGGCCGUCGGAAUCAAGGCCGUGUGGCUGCAACCAGGCACUUACACUGAUAAAGAGCUCGACUAUGCUGUGAAGGAAUUCCCGGGUGCCGCAGUUGGCGGGUUUGCUGAUGGCACUGUGGGCGGCGAGGGCUGGUGCGUUCUGGUAGACGGCGACGAGGCAAUUGAGGCUGCCAGCAAGAACGGCAAGCUAUGA